UCUUAUCCUCGAUCGCAUUCUUAUCGAGGGUGGAGCAGAGGGUGGAAUCACCGGAUCGAUCUUUGAUCUUUCACCUUUGUUCACUCCUCCCCAUUUGAUCCACAGCUGCCCUUCUCCAUCAGCUAUAUACGCACGCACAAGGCUGGGACAGACAGAGUCGUUUCGGAGAAUUGCGAUUCCUUCCUGCUGGCUCAUACUUGCUUAUCGUCGCCAUGCAGUGCCUACAGACUCCAGUUCCUCAUCGAUUCUCCUCCAAAUGGCAGCAACAGGAGCAGCCCAGCCACCAUUCUUAUAGUGCUGAUGAUCUCUGCGUGCAAGGCUUCAAUUCCUUCGAUUGCUUCAGCAAUGGCUUGUCCGAUCUUCCUGAUCAUCAGUAUCCCGGCUUUGAGGAAAUUACAAGCGAGGCAGUGAGCGAUAGCACCUUAAGAAAGAGGAAGGCAGAGACUUCUCCCAAGUCAAAGCAAGACUGCAAGAUCAGAGUGAAACAAGAAACGGGAGGAGCGAAAACAGAGUGCAAGCAGCAGAACAGUAGCAAGGAGGCAUCAGGAGACGGCUCAAAGACUGAUUACAUUCACGUUCGAGCUCGCCGCGGCCAAGCCACUGACAGCCAUAGCUUAGCUGAAAGAGUGAGGAGGGAAAGGAUCAGUCAAAGGAUGAAGUGCCUCCAGGAGCUGGUGCCGGGAUGCAGUAAGAUCACCGGAAAAGCAGGCAUGCUAGAUGAGAUCAUCAACUAUGUUCAGUCUCUCCAGAGACAAGUCGAGCUUGUCGAGCAGUUCCUGUCGAUGAAACUUGCUGCCGUGAAUCCAGUGGCGGACAUCGACUUCUUGAGCAGAGAGGCGAUGAGUACUCAACUGGUGCAGAUAAAUCCACCUGAGCUAAUGGACCAGCCAUUCCUUCACUUCAACUCCUUACAGCUCGAUCCCUGCUUAGGGCUGGACAUGUACAUGGAUUCUUCGGAUCUUGUGGCUGAUGGAUCCCCCUUUGGCUCAUCUCUGAAUAGCUUGCAUAGGGUAGAAUUCCUUCAAUCAUUGCAAGGUAAAGAUUCUUAUCCUAUUUGCUCGAGUGGCAUGGAUUGUGAUGCAUGGUUUUACGUACCCAACAAACAAAAAAACAAGAUAGAACCAUUCCUGUUGCAUGGUGAUAUCAUCUGGUCCCCAAGAGGAAGAGUAACUGGUUGGUGGCGUAUUUUAACUCGAGUUUGCUAACUUACGUCUACCAUUCUCGCAGGGAAUCUUUUGCCUAACAAUCUCAAGAUGGAGAUAUAAUUUGUCGAUCUGAACUAGUGGAGAAGAGAUGGAGAUGUAUUUCAUUUGCUCAUGUGUAACAUAUCGAUAUAUAAUGCCAUGCAUCUUGUUGCCUUCAAAUAGAAUUAGUUCUUUCAUUUGAUUGUUGUUUUGCUUUUUUCAUAUUCUCCUUUAAUAAAACCUCUCUCUUUAUUUUCUCAA
This is a messenger RNA of Zingiber officinale, 1445 nucleotides long. Its product is annotated as transcription factor bHLH63-like. Gene Ontology annotation, cellular component: nucleus. Gene Ontology annotation, biological process: regulation of DNA-templated transcription. The record is from RefSeq and is a predicted model, not a curated record. Gene Ontology annotation, molecular function: protein dimerization activity; DNA-binding transcription factor activity. Lineage: Eukaryota; Viridiplantae; Streptophyta; Magnoliopsida; Zingiberales; Zingiberaceae. The transcript is spliced from 5 exons. The coding region runs from base 213 to 1205 and encodes 330 amino acids.